Nyctereutes procyonoides (raccoon dog) is the source of this 1927-nucleotide messenger RNA. It is a transcript of the gene ANKRD40CL, whose product is annotated as ANKRD40 C-terminal like. The transcript has 5 exons. Lineage: Eukaryota; Metazoa; Chordata; Mammalia; Carnivora; Canidae. The coding region runs from base 195 to 629 and encodes 144 amino acids. The record is from RefSeq and is a predicted model, not a curated record.
CUGAGGACGGGGUUGAGAGAAAAGGGAGAGAAUUGGGGAGGAUGGAGAGCGUGUUGGAGCCAAGAACCUAAGCGUUUGGCUUUUCUUCUCCCUGAGACUGAUGCACUGAGUUUCUGAAGGUGCUUCCUACGUGGUUGGGAACUAGUGCAUAUAUGUGAGAGGGGAUACUGAUCUGAGGGACAACAGAGCUGACCAUGGCUGAACCCCAACAGGAUGUGAGCGAGAAGCCAGCGGGUGAAUAUAAACAAGGUUUGGAUCCACAGCUGCCUACCAACCCAGGGGAUGGCAGACCUGAGAACACCUGCGUAGAGCUGGUGCUGAAAGUCAGAAUUCAGAGUCCCAGAGAAAAUGACUUCAUUGAAGUUGAACUGAACAGAGAAGAGCUGAGUUACCAGAAUCUACUAAAAGUCAGUUGCUGUGAACUGGGGAUUGAACCAGAGCAAGUGAAGACCAUCAGAAAGCUACCAAACACACUGCUCAGGAAGGACAAAGACAUUCUAAGACUACGGGACUUUCAGGAAAUAGAACUCAUUUUAAUGAAAAAUGGAAGCUCUGAAUUAGAAGAAUACACACCAUCCCUGAUAGAGAAGCCCUGCUACAACAGCAAUGCCGCAAAACUAACCUAUUAGAAAAAUUCUGGAAAUGAAACACUGGAAUCCGUAUUUUGUAAAUAACCAAGUGGGAAUGCACGUACCGGUUUGCUAACUUCAUCUGUAUACUUUGGAAAAUUGUUCCCUUGAUUCAGACUUCUCUGGGCAGGGAGAAAUUUCAAAGUGCUUUGACAGAGCUUUUUUUUUUUUUUUUAACUGUAUAGUAUGAUACUUAUCCCAAGUUUAUUUUGUAGAGUUGUACCUCAAUCCUGAUCAGGCAUAGGUAUUUACUACUAAGGUUCAGUCAGGAUGAAUAGCUGAGGUCUGUUCGUGUGAACUGCCCCAGGGCAGGGUAAGCUGAUAGAGCUGGGAAAGCCAAGACCCCCUCGUUCAAUCGGUGCUCCACUUUAAAAAAGAUUUUUAGUAAUCUCUAUACCCAAUGUGGGGCUCAAACUCACAACCUUGAGAUCGAUUCACAGGAUCCUCCCACCUUGAGCCAGCCAGGCAACACCCCUCCCAGCCCCCACUGGUGCUCCAUUUUUAAAAGCAUGUCACACCACCGGGGCACCUGGGUGCUACAGUCAGUUAAGUGUCCAACUCUUGGUUUUAGUUGAGGUCAGGUCAGGGUCCUGGGAUUGAGCCCCAUAUUGGGCUCUAGGCUGUGUGGAGUCUUAAGAUUCUCCUCUACGUCUGUCCCUCCCAAGCUCACUCUAAAAUAAAAAAUAUCUUAAGGAAAAAAUUUAAAAAGCAUGUCCCACAUACCACGUAAUUUCCUUACACUUUUAAACUGGCCUAUAAAAUAGCAGGACUUAAUAUGACUUGAGUUACCACUGAGGCCAUUUUUAACAUACAACUUGUAGAACAGCCAAGAUACAGCUCACAGCACUAAACUCUGCUAAUCAGAUAAAAGAAAACAAAGUUGGCACCCUUACCAACAACUACCUCAAAGCUAGACUCCUCCUACCAUAAUACCCAGAAUCCUUCUGGGUCCACUAGCCCAAACUUCUAGUUAAGAACUGCUGGAAUUGGGGCAGCCCAGGUGGCUCAGCGGUUUAGCGCCGCCUUCAGCCCAGGGUGUGAUCCUAGAGACCUGGGAUCGAGUCCUACAUCGGCUCCCUGCAUGGAGCUUGCUUCUUCCUCUGCCUCUCUCUCAUGAAUAAAUACAAAUCUUAAAAAAAAAAAAAAAAAAAAAAAACCUCUGGAAUAGGGGGCACCUGGGUGGCUCAGUUGGUUAAGCAUCUGAUUUUAGCUCAGGUCAUGAUCUUGGUGCCCAGCGGUGGGCUCCCUGCUCAGCGGGGGUUCUGCUUGUCCCUCUCCCUGUGCCCCUUGCUGCUCAU